Molecule: messenger RNA, 1948 nt
Organism: Schistocerca cancellata (South American locust)
Lineage: Eukaryota; Metazoa; Arthropoda; Insecta; Orthoptera; Acrididae
Product: prefoldin subunit 3-like
Exons: 3
Coding region: 209-772 (187 amino acids)
Biological process (GO): microtubule-based process; tubulin complex assembly; protein folding
Cellular component (GO): cytoplasm; prefoldin complex; mitochondrial large ribosomal subunit
Molecular function (GO): tubulin binding
Source: RefSeq, a predicted model, not a curated record
CUUAACGUCAUGUUAGGAGGUGGUCUUAUCAGUGCAUUUUUAAGGUUGUCCGUGUCCAGCGUCGCAGCGAGGACCCAUUUAUCAAGAAAUAUAACUACGCUAGCAAACCCGCUGUUCAUCAAAGCUACGCCUUGUUUGUUAGGGGUGUUCUAAGUCUACUCAAGUGUCAGAGCUUUUUACUGUAAAGUACUACAGUCAGAUAACAGCAAUGGAGACAAAAGCCGACGAUGAAAAACCAAAAUCUUAUGCAGGCAUACCUGAAGCAUCUUUCGUUGAUGAUGUUAGUGCCUAUAUGGCGCUGGAAGAAAACAGUGGUAAUGUAGAUAAAGUUCUACAUAAACUGGAAGAACAACACAGCAAAUACAAGCUGAUGGAAUGCAAUCUUUUAACAAAGAAGCGUCGCCUCAAGGCACAAAUUCCAGAUCUGGAGAAUUCCCUCCAGAUGAUAAAGUUAUUGGAACGCCAACAGGAAGCAGAUUCAGAAACUAUAACACAAUUCCUUUUGGGAGAACAAGUUUAUGUCAAAGCAAGAGUUCCACCCACAAAGCAAGUAUCAUUGUGGUUGGGAGCUAAUGUGAUGUUAGAGUAUCCCCUGGAAGAGGCACGCCAGUUAUUGAGCAAGAAUCUCGAGGCAGCACGCUCAAACCUAAAUUGUGUUAAUCAUGAUCUAGACUUCUUGCGUGACCAGUUUACCACAACAGAAGUCAACAUGGCCCGUGUUUAUAAUUGGGAUGUGAAGCGACGGCAGGCAGCUAAAGGAGUCAGUGCAUAAUUUUAAUGAAUAGAGAUUGAAGCAUUUACUUUUUGCAUAUUGGUAACAGCUCUCCGCUUGUAACAUAUAUUAAAAAAAUUCUAAUACUGUACAGAUUCUUAAAGUUGGUUACAAUUGUGUUUUGUCUUAUUGUAGAGUUAUCUGCCCAAAUUUGCAUUUCAAAAUAGUCAAUGUUUCGUUAUCAAGCUGUCCACAUUAUUGAAAUCAGUGUUACACUGUACACCCCAGACAUUUGACCCUCAAAUAAAGUCUUUAAGUGAAGUGUGAGAACUUCCUCAGUAUUAUAAAAAUGUUUUAAAGUUUUUAAAAUAUAAAACUGCUGCUUAUUCUUGUCAUCUGCUACAGAUAGUAUGAGAAGUCUGUAACGUUUACCUUUGAAAGUUAAUGUUUUGCCAUUUAAUUUUAUUAAAUAGUCUGAUAGACUUAGUUUCUUGUUUUUUAUCUUGAAACCAUUGCGUGCAUCUUUCUUGUGAUAUUUUGCGUAGAAAAUAUGUCGUGGAUUUCUUCUCUCCACUAAAUUAUUUCAUUUAUUGGUAACCACAAUAAAAAUAUAUUUAUAGGUACUUUACUGUGAUGUCUUUUAUUCUGUUAUUGUUUACAAUAUUUCUUUUAAUAGAACGUAAUUUAUUAAUGACUGGAAUGUUUUAGUAUUCUUUCCAUUAUAUGCUUUUGUCAGUGCCAGUGCAUAUUUGGUUUCAGCCUAAAUUGCUUGGCUGUUUUAAAAGAUGGCUAAAAUUUUUAACUGCAUAGAGAAACACCACCAAAUGAAUUUUACUACGUCUCGUACUGUGUUUGAAAUUUUGUCUUCAGUUUUGUUCAAAGUUUUCAUCUCAUUCCACAACCACCCCCGCCUUGUAAUAUUGAGAGCAGAUUUAGAUAUUUUCACAUGUUCCUAUUUGUGGUGUACUAAUUAGAGAAGCAUAUCCCUGCUCUUAUGCUCACAUAUCUUUUCUAGUCCCUUUCUGUUGCCACACUCCCUUUCACAUUUCAGUAAUUUAGAUUCUCUCACUGCAGUGAAACUGUUGUAUUUUGCUGUACGUAAUGUCUGGCACCUUCUAACAUGUUGAAUGUGCGUGUUAAUUAAAUGUUUCCUGUAUUUUUCAUAUUAGUGAAUUUUGAAAGCUGCCAGCCUAAAGAUAAAAUUGAUAUAAAUAAAAUCGGAAUUUACAGAAUGUA